CAUCGCAGACAGCCAGGAAGCAUUCAUCCAUUUCCGGUCUCCAGAAUCUAGGGACACUUAGGUUACGAUUCAACCAAUUCAGCCUGUACUUUCCUGGCACAUUGAGCUUGGCAGCCAUAUUUCGUUCCUCCAUUUCCAGUCUACGGGUGUAGAUCUACGCAGAUUCGUUAGCUUCUACGGCACUAGAUUGCGUUCAGAUUUGCCUGAGACAGUGCGAUUCAAGAUGGAAGAUUUCGUCGAGGAGCCUCGCGUUGUCCAGUCCGAGAACCACGGAUGGCAGAAGGUGACCAACGUCAAGAAGCAGCGUCGCCAGGAGCAGAAGGAUUCGAAAAAACCCACGGCUUCAGGCAAAUCCGGAGCGGGGAAGGGGUCGGUCGGCCAGUCCGUGUUUUCCUCGUUGGAGGACGAAUCCAAGCAGAGGAGAGCGAGGAUCGAGGCUCGCGCUGCAGCCGCUGCAGCCGCGGAGCGGGAAGCGGAGCGUGCUGAGUACGACGCUGAUGAUGACGAUGAUGAUGACGAGGAGCGUGAGGCGAAGGCGCCAGCAGCAGCGGAGCCCAAGAAGCCGAAGAAGCCUAAGAAGCCCAAGGUUACGGUUCUGGAGGCUGCGACGGCGAUUAAAGUGGACGAAUUGUCCGCUUUUCUUGUCGAGAUCUCGGAGUCGUUCGCAGGCAUGCCUGACGUGCAGCUGAUGCGCUGUGCGGAUUUCUUCGCGCGGGCCUUCAGCGCGGUGCUGCCGUCGCAGCUCAACAUGCCCAAGAUCAUCCGAGACUCCAGCCUCGCCAAAGCUCUCGAUGCACCUUGGAACGACGUUCCUGAGGAGGUCCGCACAAUCGCCUCUGAUUGGCUGGCGGAGCGGCCUGCUGACGCGCUGGCGAAGUUUCUGGUUACCCUAGUGCGUUCUGCGCUGGAGGAUGUGCUUCCGGUCGGCAAGGUGGCCAGGGGAACCGCCGCACAGCCGCUCACGCCGCCCAAGGCCAAGGUCGGCAUGCUGGUGCUGCUCGUGCUGCUGUUGAGGCGACGGCCUGACGUCAUGCUACAGGCGGCAGACACCAUUCGCACGGACCCCGGGUGCCUGGGGCAGGACAGGCUGCCCGUGCUCGCUUGGAUGUACGGCCAGGUGGCAAUGGUGGACCUGGUGUCGGGCAUGUCGCUGCUGGUGACAAAUCUGAUGCCCUUCACGUCAGGCAAGCAGGGCUCGCCUGUGGGCCGCGACGUCACCCUCACCUACUUCCAGACUGUGCUGCUGCGAGGCAACGAGCGCAAGGCCAAGGCCAUUCUUCUGAACGGCGCCUUCCGCAAGGGCGAGCGCCUGGUGCCCUUCGCCACUCUGGACCAGUUCCUGCGCCUCGCGUUCCCUCUCAACUCCGCGCGCACCAAGGCCACGGACCGCUUUACUGCGCUCUACCCCACCAUCAAGGACAUCACGCUCGCAGGCUCGGGCCGAACCAAGUCCACCAAGGCUGUCGCUACCCAGCUGCUGCCGCUGAUGUUCCGAGCAGCAGGCGAAGAGCCUGAAGCGCUCUCCCAGGAGGCCAGCAGCCUCUUUGUCUGGUGCCUGGCAGAAAACCCCGACUGCUACCUGCAAUGGGAGCGGCAUCAUGCGGAGGACCACGCCACGAGCACGCUGCUCCUCACCCACGUGCUUCGCUCGUGGCCCUCCGUCAAAACCCAGCUCGCCCCCUUCGACCAUCUGCGCAAGUUCCUUGCCUCCAUCCGCAAGAAGCACGUCGCUGCAUUGGAGGAGUUGGACGACGGCCAAAUAGCGCGACGAAAGGACAUCCAGAGCGCCGAUGCAGCGGCCAGGAAGCUGCAAGGAAAGGUUGCUUCUGGGGCGAGCUGUGUUGUGGUGUCAGCUGCUCUGGUGGCCGUGGCAGCAGCAGCAGCGUAUGCUGCCUACAACUUGGGACCAGCUGGUGCAGGCAAGCUGGACCUCGAUGCUCUGCUCGCAAUGCUCAAGGGGAAUUAACCCUGGAUAACACAUUGCCAGGAGACCGGAGACAUGCAUUUGCUAUGACCCUCAGGAAUUUCCAGGGAAACACGCGAAGGCAGGGAGCUGUUUUGGAAGGAUCAACUCUGUAUACGAUACCAAAAACGAAGGAAUGGUGACAUGCAACAGUAUACACUAGGAAUGUUACGACAUGCUCCGUUCAUACCAGCUCUUGGUGUGAGUUGUGAUUCUUUAUGGCUCAUCAUGUGUCACGAUUCAUAUGAACUGUGCCACGUCAUCAAUUU
Messenger RNA from Closterium sp. NIES-67, 2232 nucleotides. The record is from the annotation of a GenBank genome assembly. NCBI's taxonomy places the organism in Eukaryota, Viridiplantae, Streptophyta, Zygnematophyceae, Desmidiales, Closteriaceae.